AUGACUGCCCAAGUCAACCGGCAGGAUGUUCAGAGGGAAAACCUACCGGUUCGCAACAUGGCUGACAGACUGCGAGAUUUCACGUGGAAGAAUCCUCUAAUUUUCACAGGGGCUAAGACAUCAGAAGAUCCUCAGGAAUUUAUAGACGAGUUGCAUAAGAUCAUGGUGGCCUUAGGGACCACUGAUAUUGAGAAGGCUGAAAGGGAUGAGAUGAGCAGGUUCCUCACAGGAAUCAACGGAGACCUAGAGAAGGAGUGUCGGUUUGCGAUGCUCCAUGAUAAUAUGGACCUUUCUAGGUUAAUGGUGCAUGUCCAGCAGGUAGAGGACAGCCGAAAGAGGAGAGGUGUACGUGAUAUUAGGAGGCCUAGGCCUCAAGAUCAGGGCACUAAUGCCUGCUUCGGUUGUGGUAAGAGUGGACACAUUGUCAGAGACUGUCCCCAGAACAGAGGUCCGGCUGGAGGUAAUGCUCAACCUAGGCCUACCCCACAGAGUGCAGCAGCAGCCGAGCCUCCCAAGAGGAAUAGAUUGUAUGCCCUGAAAGGCAGCGAGGAGCAGGAGAAGUCCGUUGAUGUGGUCACAUGUUCCACCAAAAUGUAUAAUGAUCUUAAGAAGAUUUAUUGGUGGGAUGGCAUGAAGAAGGAUAUUGCAGACUAUGUGACUAAGUGUCCUCAUUGUCAGCAGGUUAAGGCAGAGCAUCUUAAGCCUGGUGGUCUGACUCAGAUUAUUAAGAUAGAGAAGCUCAGUUUACGUCGCAGUUUUGGAGCUCUUUCCAGAAAAGCUUCCGCACGCAGGUGA
Messenger RNA from Solanum pennellii, 795 nucleotides. RefSeq lists its product as uncharacterized. The record is from RefSeq and is a predicted model, not a curated record. Gene Ontology annotation, molecular function: nucleic acid binding; zinc ion binding. Bases 1 to 795 code for a protein of 264 amino acids. The transcript has 5 exons. NCBI's taxonomy places the organism in Eukaryota, Viridiplantae, Streptophyta, Magnoliopsida, Solanales, Solanaceae.